CGCGCUGUUAGGCUGCGGCUAGUAAAGCUGAAUGAAGCUACUUCUUAAAUUAGCCCUCACGAUGCGCGGAAGACAUCGUUGAACCACGUCGUGUUAAGUAUACACUGUUCGUGUUUGAUUUCUGAAGUGGACGAUCGAUGUUGUUUAUUGUAUUUAUAUAAAGUUCCGUGUUAAACUCCGUGAAGUUGUGCUGUUAGGAUGAGCGCAGACGCGGCUAGCAGCGUUAGCAUAUGUCAUACCUGCGUAUGGUGAUGAAUUUGAAAGCUAAAGCAGCAUUGAUCCAGGGGAACAUGCUUUAGAGUUUAAUUAACACGCUGAGAUCGAGUUCGUUAUGAUCGGACACUUUGACUGAAGCAUAUCGCGUCAGAUCGCUGCUAACCGGCCGCCCUCUUGCGGUGUUUGUCCAUGAGCUUCGGCUUUGUGUUGUGAUCCGGCAGCCGGAGCUCACUGCUGCUCAUCGGAGGUACACUGGACUACACGUGCACUGAUGUAGACGUCUCUACCUCACCUCUUCUUCAUCUAGCAAUCCCGGCAUCCUCUUGAACAUCUGCUGAUUGACGGUGUCGGUCAGAAGGACGUGACUCGGACAAACGAAACCCAUCCGCUCUGGUUUGAAUCUGGUCUCAAACUCAUGGGAUACGAUGUCGGAGGUUGGAGAGCGUCGGCCGGUCAACACAGACUACGCUGUUUCUGUGCUGGAGCAGCUAAAGUUCUUCUAUGAGCAGAAGUUAUUGACUGACAUCACACUACUGGUGGAGGACACUGAGUUUCCCUGUCAUAAGAUGGUGCUGGCCACCUGUAGCUCUUACUUCAGGGCCAUGUUCAUGAGUGGACUCAGUGAGAGCAAACAGUCUCAUGUUCAUCUUCGAAAUGUUGAUCCUUCUACUCUCCAGACCAUCAUAACUUACGCUUACACCGGUAACCUGCUCAUCAAUGACUGCACUGUUGAACCCCUCUACGAGACUGCGUGUUUCCUUCAGGUUGAGGAUGUUUUGCUGCAGUGUCGAGAUUACCUGGUGAAGAAGAUCACGGCAGAAAACUGUGUGCGGAUGCUGAGCAUCGGCGACCUGUUCAGCUGCCCCGAACUGAAGCAGAGCGCCAAACGGAUGGUGGAGCACAAGUUCCCGGUGGUGUACCGGCAGGACGCCUUCCUGCAGCUGUCGCAUGAACUCCUGCUGGACCUGCUGAGCAGCGACAACCUCAACGUGGAGAAGGAGGAGACAGUCCGUGAGGCGGCCAUGCUGUGGCUGGAAUACAACAUGGAAGCGCGCUCGCAGUACCUGUCGUCCGUGCUCAGCCAGAUCCGCAUCGACGCGCUCUCUGAGGUGACCCAGCGUGCCUGGUUUCAAGGGCUGCCGCCCAACGACAAGUCUGUGGUGGUGCAAGGCCUGUACAAGUCCAUGCCAAAGUUUUUUAAGCCCAGACUGGGCAUGACCAAGGAAGAAAUGCUAAUCUUCGUGGAAGCCGAGCCGGCAGCCGAAAGCCACCCAGUGGUGAUGGGCCCACGCCACACGGUGGUCUGCUACAGCCCGCAAGCGGAGAAAGUGUACAAACUGAGCAGCCCGCCUGGAGACUUGCAGAAGUUCGGCACGCUGGUCACCCCGGACAACGAUGUCUUCAUCGCCGGUGGUCAGAUCCCACUGAAGAGCGCUCUGGCCAGUCACGGCAGCAAAAGCGGCAAGCUGCAGGCGGCCUACUGUUCGGUGGACAGCUUCUACUGGCUGAAUGCGCAGCAGAACGCCUGGGUGGCCAAAACGCCCAUGCUGUGUGCUCGCACCAAGCCAUCGCUGGUCUACUGCCAGGGCUUCAUCUACGCCAUCGGCGGCGAUAACGUGGGCGGCGAGAUGAACAAGCGCACGGUGGAGCGCUACGACUGCGAGCGAGACGAAUGGAGCAUGACUAGCCCUCUUCCCUGCGCGUGGAGCUGGAGCACGGCGGUGACGGCACGCGAAUGCCUCUAUGUCAUGACCCACGACCUUAUGUACUGUUACUUUCCCCGAGGCGACACCUGGGUUGAAAUGGCCACGCGGCAAACCAGCCGCUGCUUCGCCUCUGCCGCCGCUUUGGAUGGCCUGGUCUUCUACAUCGGUGGCCUGCAUGUGGUGGGCAACUCGGGCCUGCGUCUGCCGACCAGCACCAUUGACGGCUCCUCCGUGACGGUGGAGAUCUACGACGUCAACAAAAACGAGUGGCGCCUCGCCGCCAACAUCCCGGCCAAGAGAUACUCGGACCCGUGUGUGCGGGCCGUGGUCCUGCUCGACACGCUAUGCAUAUUCAUACGCGAGACGCACUUGAACGAGCGGGCCAAGUACGCGCUCUAUCAGUACGACCUGGAGCUGGACCGCUGGUGUUUGCGCCAGCCUGUGUCUGAGCGAGUGCUCUGGGACCUGGGGAAAGACUUCCGCUGUGCGGUGGGUAAACUCUAUCCGUCCUGCCUCGAAGAGUCGCCGUGGAAGCCUCCGACCUACCUCUUCUCUCCCGAUGGAGCCGAGGAGUUUGAGGUGGAGGACGACAUGGUGUUGCUGCCUCACGUAUAGCUGUAAACCUGUCAUUUAUUCACCGCUCUAGAAGAAUGAGCUUGAAUUUCAUUGGACCUGUUCUGGGCCAUCUGGCCGUAGAGAUCAAAAAUGGGGAGAGCGCUCAAUUUUACUGGCUCGUGUCUGAGCUGACAGUAACUGAUGAUGUCUUUUUAUUUCUGUUUUUAUUGUAAGUUGAAUGAUGUAAACCAAUGACAAUGUGACCGUAAGAUUAAACCUUCUUUGGUGCAAAAUG
Molecule: messenger RNA, 2772 nt
Organism: Triplophysa dalaica
Lineage: Eukaryota; Metazoa; Chordata; Actinopteri; Cypriniformes; Nemacheilidae
Gene: kbtbd2
Product: kelch repeat and BTB (POZ) domain containing 2
Exons: 4
Coding region: 642-2537 (631 amino acids)
Molecular function (GO): protein binding
Source: RefSeq, a predicted model, not a curated record